Molecule: messenger RNA, 1473 nt
Organism: Bipolaris oryzae ATCC 44560
Lineage: Eukaryota; Fungi; Ascomycota; Dothideomycetes; Pleosporales; Pleosporaceae
Exons: 5
Coding region: 1-1473 (490 amino acids)
Source: RefSeq, a predicted model, not a curated record
AUGGCGCGCCGUCCUCUACUCUUGUUGCCCCCGGCAGACGACUGGACUCAGGUUCAAAAUCGGAUCAUACGGCGCAGGAUGCAGAACCGUGUCGCCCAGCGCAAUCAUCAUAAGGAGUACUGUAGGAAAGUGAGCCGCCUGGCCGGCGGAGGUCACAAGCGGAAAGAAGCAGAUGAGCAGGCUUUCUCGAAGCAGGCUCUGCGCUUGCAGGAGGAUCAGAUCCUGCCAGCUUCGUCGCCGUUGCAAAUCAGCUCGCACGAGAAUGAUGCAGCACAUACUGCUAUGAUGAGCUAUGCGGAUCUUCUGCCAGAUAUAUCGCCGCCUGAUCUGUGGGGUGUUGGCACGUUCGAGUGCGAACAGCUGGGCAGAGACGAGACUAGGUUUGAAGCGUUUCGAGGCACGAGUCCGUUUGCCGCCGGCUACGAUGCGAUGGCUGGGAAGGGCGCCAGCACUCGCGUGUUCGAUAACAAGGCCGUCCCGCUAGCGCUAGGGCCAGGGUUGAGCAAGACAACCUGCGCUACAGCGAAUACAAAUCUAAUAGGCGCAGUCUCGGCCACGCCCUGGCUUUGGCUCCUCCUGCUUGAUGUGAAUUUCGAGAAUGCCCCUUCCCCUGCUCUUCCUGAAGAACUAAUGUUCAGUUACCUCGAUCGGAACAAUGCCAACAUUUUCUCGUCUCGUGAGACACUCCACCAAUGCUGCUCCUCCUGCGCGUACACUCUCAUGCACUUGCAGCUUCCGCUUUGCGCACGCGGCUCAAUUGUCAUCCCACGCAGGACACGGACCCGCCUGCGACUCACUAGGACUGCUUACAUACUCUAUAGUGCAGCGAAGAAGAAGACCAAGGUGCGGGAAAAGCUCGAAAUCAUUGCUGACGUGAGCAAGGAUAAGGCGAGCACGGGCAAGGAUCUUGUGAACUCUCCAGAGCUGUGUGUCCGUGUUGUAGCAGCAGAAACCAAAAGCAUAUCUCAGCCAGCGCCUAUGCAGCCAUUUCCACUCCCUUUGCUACAGCUGUCGGACAAGCAUAGCACACUCUGUGCGCGUCUGCCAGCAGAAAACAACCGGUUCGGUGGCGGCGAUGGUGUUGCUGACGGAGCUGAAACGGAUCAGGCGUAUCUGGUGGUGCCAAUGAUGGGUUAUAGUAGUGUGGGUACGACCCAGGAUCACAACAGCUACGACUACGGUUGCGACUACAGCUGCGACUACAACUGCACCCAGGACAACUUACUUACCCAAGGACACACAAGCUUACGCGCAAUGACCACAUACAGCAGUCUUAUCAUACAAACACCAAGCAAUACGGCCGUAAGCUCUCCUGCAUUGACAGCCAUGAGCACACUGAACAAUACGGCUGUGCCAGUGCUCGAUCUUGAUGCUAUGCAUCGGAUUGCUGAAUUAGCAAGACACCGAUUGGUUGGUCAAAGCCCCGCCAUCUGGGACGAAAUGGCUGCAAAGCCGCCAACGAGACAACAAUAA